This is a messenger RNA of Amborella trichopoda, 1336 nucleotides long. RefSeq names its product nuclear encoded CLP protease 5 (gene CLPP5). The record is from RefSeq and is a predicted model, not a curated record. Gene Ontology annotation, molecular function: ATPase binding; ATP-dependent peptidase activity; serine-type endopeptidase activity. Lineage: Eukaryota; Viridiplantae; Streptophyta; Magnoliopsida; Amborellales; Amborellaceae. Gene Ontology annotation, biological process: protein quality control for misfolded or incompletely synthesized proteins. Gene Ontology annotation, cellular component: endopeptidase Clp complex.
AAUGCUUUCUCAUUUUUUGUUUUGUUCAUUUAAUUACGUUUUUUUUCACCUGCACCUGUGGAUUAAUCCCCCCGGGAUUUGGAGCAAGGGCGACUCUGUGUAACUUGAGGCAUCAUUUCUAGAGAGAGAGAGAGCUCCAGAGAGAGAGAGAUGGCGCAUUCCUGUGUUGCGACAGCAGGAAGUGGCAUUAAGCUGCAUCUCAAUCACUCGAAGCAGUCGCAAAACCCUGUUAACCUUCCCUUUGUGAAGCUCCCUACUGGCAGAAAACAAAAUUCCAUCUGCAGUAAAAAGAAAAUAUUGAGUUCUCCGAGAGCCACUUAUUCUGGGGGAUAUUGGACCCCCGAAUGUGAUUCUCGUAAAGGCAUAUGGUCUGUAAGGGAUGAUUUGCAUAUUCCUUCAUCCCCAUACUUCCCCAUAGCCCAGGCUGGUCAAGGGCCACCACCCAUGGUGCAAGAACGAUUCCAGAGCGUUAUCAGUCAGCUUUUUCAGCAUAGGAUAAUUCGUUGUGGGGGAGCUGUGGAUGAUGAUAUGGCAAAUGUUAUUGUUGCACAACUUCUCUAUCUCGAUGCCGUCGAUCCUUACAAGGACAUCGUUAUAUAUGUCAACUCUCCCGGAGGGUCUGUGACGGCAGGUAUGGCCAUAUUUGAUACCAUGAAACAUAUCAGACCUGAUGUAUCCACUGUUUGUGUUGGCCUGGCUGCUAGCAUGGGGGCCUUUAUUCUUAGCUCCGGCACAAAAGGGAAACGAUACAGCUUGCCCAACUCUAGGAUCAUGAUUCAUCAGCCUCUUGGUGGAGCUCAGGGUGGGCAAACUGACAUAGACAUCCAGGCCAAUGAGAUGCUACAUCACAAGGCGAAUCUUAACGGGUACCUGUCAUACCAUACUGGGCAAAGCCUUGACAAGAUAAACCAGGACACUGACCGAGACUUCUUCAUGAGCGCCAAGGAAGCAAAAGAUUAUGGUCUUAUUGAUGGCAUUAUCUUGAAUCCUCUCAAAGCUCUCCAGCCCCUACCAGCUGCGCCUGCAGAAGAAUCACCAUGAUCUUUUGCCUGGGCUUUGUUCACUCAGUUAUUCUCAGUUUAUGAGAAACUGCUGCUUUUUCCCCACUGUAUAAAGGAAGUCAAUUAGUACUCAAAUAGCGUGAUCUUCACUUGGGGUGAAACUACCCAUUAAUCCUGUAUUCAAGGGGAAAUUGUGUGAAUGUUACUUUAUUCUAGACAGAAGCAAAGGCUAAUAACAUUUUCGAUAUGUGAUUUUGUAACAUUUUUAGUGUUUGAACUCUAGGAUUGAAAAGGAACAUGAAUGCUUAAACCAGAACUCUAGGAUUCAACAGUAA